Messenger RNA from Suillus subaureus, 1230 nucleotides. RefSeq lists its product as uncharacterized. Bases 186 to 1067 code for a protein of 293 amino acids. The record is from RefSeq and is a predicted model, not a curated record. Lineage: Eukaryota; Fungi; Basidiomycota; Agaricomycetes; Boletales; Suillaceae. The transcript has 4 exons.
GGGUCUCCCCUGGUCUCCCAGGUAUCGUUCAGGUAUCGCUGGGCUUUGCUACACAUCAAGAUGGCAGUAUUGAUGGUCACCGCCAUCGACCAUGCGACAGUACAGGAGGUACAACAUAAAAUCUGGUAUGGUCACCGACAAGAGUAGUCUAAAACUACACAAACCAACCCUCUUACCAACACAAUAUGUCUGAACAACUCUUCAAGUCUUUUGCUAUCAUCGGCGCAGGCCCUAACACUGGGAUUCAUAUCGUGAAGGCUUUCCUUGCCAUUGGCGCCCCAAUUCUCGUCGUCGCACGGCCAGCCUCCACGAACGUCGCUGCGCUCCCUGGCGAUGAUCCUAACCUCAAGGUUGUGCGCGCAGACCAUACGUCUGCAUCCGAGAUCUCCACAGUUCUUCGCGAGCACAAAGUAGAUGUCCUCAUCUCGACUGUCACCCUUGUUUUCGGCGGCGUAGUUGGCCAGAAUGUUCUCGCUGAUGCUGCCAAGGAGGCAGGUGUGAAGCUCUUCGUGCCCAGCGAGUUCGGUAUCAAACCGCAAUUAGCUAAAGGCGGGUUGGCUUUUCAAAAGACCGACUCCGCAGUUUACGCAAAAUCAAUCGGACUACCAACUCUCCGCGUCUUCAACGGAUUGUUUUACGAAUUCGUACCCUGGCUCACCGCGCUCGCUGACACUGGCAAGUUUCAUAUCGUGAACAAAGGAGAAACGCCAGGGUCCUUCACUGCAGUAUCCGAUGUUGCAGGAUACGUGGCUCAUAUCCUUACCAUUCAACCUCCAUCUCGUCUGCUUGAUGUUGAAAUUCACAUCGAGGGCCAACGAGCAACGCUAUCGGAGAUUGGAGCCUUAUAUAAAAGCCGUGCACCUGUGGUACACUGCGAUGCCCUCCCUACGGAAGGUGUGGUGAACGCGCACUUCCGUACGUUCUUCCAGAAGCAUGUUGAGACUGGGGGAGGGAGUUGCGGGUGGAACCCUGUGACGGAGUCUGACGACCCAGAAUCGGCUAGCAGGGAUAACUCACUGUGGGAGGGGCACCGCUGGUUGACUGUUUCGGAGGCUCUUGGGCUGUAACUGGAUUAGAUAGCAUUGACGCUUUAUAUAUCAUGGGGACCAUACGGUAUCUUUGCAACUUAGAUGAAUGAUCAUGCAUUAUUAUGUCCUCCCACCAGCAGUUAACUUAUCGCUAGACAACAGUGUUACUCGAAUGAAGAUAGUGCUGUUGUUCCAUCUUACU